This is a messenger RNA of Condylura cristata (star-nosed mole), 2539 nucleotides long. It is a transcript of the gene DZANK1, whose product is annotated as double zinc ribbon and ankyrin repeat domains 1. The transcript is spliced from 21 exons. Lineage: Eukaryota; Metazoa; Chordata; Mammalia; Eulipotyphla; Talpidae. Gene Ontology annotation, biological process: eye photoreceptor cell development. Bases 81 to 2360 code for a protein of 759 amino acids. Gene Ontology annotation, molecular function: protein binding. The record is from RefSeq and is a predicted model, not a curated record.
GCUGCCGAAACCGAGAAAGCAAGAGUUGAAUAGAUCCUCACUGGAAUUCAUAGUCAAUCUUUUUAAUGUGAAGAGGGAAAAUGACUGCUGGUUCAGUGUGUGUCCCUCAGAUAAUACCACUACGAGUGCCUCAGCCUGGAAAAGCCAACCAUGAAAUUGAUAACAAUACACUUUUGGAAAUGAAAUCAGACACUCCAGAUGUCAAUAUAUAUUAUACCCUGGAUGGCAGCAAACCUGAAUUUCUAAGGAGAAUUGGUCAUGGUGAAAAUAAUACAUUUAAGUAUAAGAAGCCUAUUACUCUUCCUGAUGGAAAAAUACAAGUUAAAGCUAUUGCAGUCUCUAAAGACUGCAGACAGAGUGGCAUUGUAACAAAGGUGUUUCAGGUGGACUAUGAACCACGAAAUACAGUCUUAUCAGAAGACAUGGAAAAUCUCAAAGACCCUUCAAAGCAGGAACUGAAAAAUGGAUUUAUUGGAUCAAAACUAAGGAAGAAAUGUAAGGAUGCUGAGAAUAAACUGGAUUGGAGUGUUAGUCUUAGAAAAUUUCCAGACCUUGAGGUAGGUGAAAGAACUGACCCUAAGAUUUGGAAAGAUCUUCGCUUCUCUGAGAGUCCGCCGGAGACCUACCGUGAAGAAGCUGGUUCUAUAACGCAUGCCCAUCAGUCCCAGUUCUCUAGUUUUGCACACAUAAAUGACCAGAAGAGUUUGACAAGCACAGAAAUUAUGAGAAUUCAAAGGGAGACAGACUUCCUCAAGUGUGCCCACUGCCUUACCCCCCGCCCAUCUGAUCCUUUUGCACGCUUCUGUCAAGAAUGUGGCUCUCCUGUCCCACCCAUAUUUGGCCAUCGUCUCCCGCCCCCAGAGGGAGCUCAGAUGGGGCUAUGUGCAGAAUGUGGAAGCCUGGUGCCCAUGAACACGCCCAUCUGUGUGGUGUGCGAGGCUCUUCUCGCUCCGCAGCUGCAGCCGCAGGCCAGCCUCCACCUGAAGGAGAAAUUAAUCUGCCGUGCCUGUGGCACAGGAAAUCCUGCUCACCUGAAGCACUGUGUCACCUGUGAGGGGGCCUUACUUUCUCCACAAGAGUCCCUGUACAGGGGAGCUAAAGCCCCUCAUAUGCCCACUCAGAAAGGGGAGACCAUUUCCGGCUUCAAAUGUGGUCGCCAGAAUCACCAGGAAGCUUGCUUCUGUGACUGGUGUGGAGCCAUGCCUGCCUCUCCUGUACGCUACUCUGUUUGUGCUAAAUGCGGGGCCAGCAAUCACCCAUAUGCCCGAUUCUGUGGCUCCUGUGGUAUUUAUGUGAACUACUUGACAAGACUCAGCAUGGACAACAGUCUGACUCUGGCUGCUGGAGAAUCGGGCCCUUUUGUUAAGCCUCGAUCUGCCUGGCAGUCCCUAAGUGUUCCUUUGCACAAAUCUAAACCUGGGACUAAGAAGAAUGUGGGCACACAGACUGCUGGUCUUUUCUACCCAUCUGGCAAGCUACUAGCAAAAAAGGAACUGCAAAUGGCUUCUCAAAAGCAGAAACAGGAGAAAAUGAGUGACCACAGACCUCUCCUCACAGCUGUCAGUCCAGGAAGAGGAUACUGGAGAAAACAGUUGGAUCACAUCUCUGCUCACCUCAGGUCUUAUGCUCAAAACAACCCUGAAUUUCGCGCCUUGAUUGCAGAACCCAGGAUGGGAAAGCUUAUUUCUGCUACUGUCCAUCAAGAUGGCUAUGAAGUUAGCAUCAGGCUGAACUAUAUUCAAGUCUCAAAAAAGAACCUUUACCUCGGCAAGGCGGUGAAUUUCAGCGACCACUUUCUGAGCGGUGUCACUGAGGGUGGUAAUGGGCUGUUCAGCAGCAGGUCCAGCUUGGCAAGUGACUACAGCCAGAGCACAUCAGACACCACUGAAAAUAUCAAGAAGACAAAGAAUUUCAAGAUCAAAAACUUUCAAGAGCAGAAGGAACACUUUACACCUGAAAAUAGACUUCUGCUGAAGGAAGUUGGACCAACAGGGGAAGGAAGAGUCUCUGUGAUUGAACAGUUGCUUGAUGAAGGUGCAGAUCCCUGCUGCAGUGAUAGUGAAGAUCGACCUGUUAUAGCCGUUGCUGUUGUGAAUAAGCACCACGAUGCCAUCCCGGUUCUUGUGCAGAGAGGAGCAGACAUAGACCAGCAGUGGGGACCGCUCCAAAAUACAGCUCUUCAUGAAGCAACUCUGCUUGGCCUGGCUGGAAGGGAGUGCAUUGCUGCUUUACUGAGGUGCAAUGCAAGCAUCCAAAAGAAGAACACAAGAGGUGAGACAGCAUACGACCUGGCUCUGAACAUCGGAGAUGACCUUAUCACCUCGCUUUUUGCUGCCAAGUUGGGCUUGGAUGACUGUUAGAUCUGAGGGCUUCCAAGGGGCUUCAUUUUAAGGAACCGUCAGGCUCUGCCCAUUCCUUGUUCAUUUCUUUCUUGAAAAGUGUCUUUAAGACAAGCUUGGAAAUUGAGGUUGACAUAAGAUUUUUAAAAUUCUCUGAGAAUGGACCUUCCUGGUGGCACAAGGAUUAAAGUCUCAGCACU